AUGUCCGAAGCAGCUGCAGCUCAAUCGCCAGCAAGAUUAAGAAAUCUAUUUGCUCUUAUACUAGCUGUUUGUGGACCAUCCAAUCCAAAACAAUUAUGGGAGUCGUACAAAGAAAGCUUGACUGAAGACAUUCUGAGAAAUGCUCGCAGGCAAAAUCCUGGAAUGAAUUUGGAUUAUACACCAGAUAUGUUUAAUCAAGCACUGAUUAUUAUUGAAAAUAAAGUUUUAGAGAUGGGUGGCAAAGAACUUGAGAAAUUAGAGCUCCCAACUCCUCAACGAAAUUCGGGUGAUCGAUUAAACAGUGCAAUGCUCAGAGAAACAAGUUAUGAUGUGAAAGAGUUGGAUGCUUAUAUAACAGCAAAUGAGCCACUGUUGGUGCCGGAUCAGAGAGCUGCAUACAAUGCGAUUUUGGAUCAGAUCGAGAAGAAAGCUGGUGGAAUAAUCUUCCUUGAUGCACCUGGUGGAACAGGGAAGACAUUUGUCAUUAAUUUGUUAUUGGCUAAAAUCCGGUAUCAGUCAAAGAUUGCGAUUGCGGUCGCCUCUUCCGGUAUCGCUGCUACGCUGCUUCACGGUGGUCGUACUGCGCACUCGACAUUAAAGUUACCUCUUAAGUUUUUGGAAAAUCAAACUCAUGUCUGUAGUAUUACCAAAGGAACUGGCGAAGCAAAGGUUCUGCAAGAAUGUGAACUUAUUGUAUGGGACGAGUGCACAAUGGCUCAUAGGUAUGCAUUAGAAGCUUUGAACCAUACUUUACAAGAUCUUCGUAACAAUGGAAAGAAUAUGGGUGGAGUAGUUGUACUUAUUGCUGGCGAUUUUAGGCAAACAUUACCAGUUAUUCCAAAGGGUACCAUGGCUGAUGAGCUAAAAGCUUGCUUGAAAUCUUCGUAUCUUUGGAGACAUGUUGUACCAUUAAAACUCAGUACUAACAUGAGAGUGCACUUACGAGGUGACGUAUCUGCCGGCCGUUUCGCUGAACAACUUCUCGCAAUUG
Messenger RNA from Rotaria sp. Silwood1, 991 nucleotides. NCBI's taxonomy places the organism in Eukaryota, Metazoa, Rotifera, Eurotatoria, Philodinida, Philodinidae. The record is from the annotation of a GenBank genome assembly.